Messenger RNA from Papilio xuthus (Asian swallowtail), 1823 nucleotides. Its product is annotated as NADPH oxidase 4. Gene Ontology annotation, biological process: superoxide anion generation; defense response. The transcript has 12 exons. Gene Ontology annotation, cellular component: plasma membrane; NADPH oxidase complex. Gene Ontology annotation, molecular function: superoxide-generating NAD(P)H oxidase activity. The record is from RefSeq and is a predicted model, not a curated record. NCBI's taxonomy places the organism in Eukaryota, Metazoa, Arthropoda, Insecta, Lepidoptera, Papilionidae. Bases 47 to 1783 code for a protein of 578 amino acids.
AUUUAUAAAACGGCGCGUAUUUUUGAUAUUAUGGAUCUCACUAGUCAUGUACAUUUUUUACGAUUCAUUUAUUUUCUACAAAAUGGAGCGACGUUUUUAUUAUUUAAGGCAAAUGUUGGGGUUAGGACUGUGUAUAUCUCGAGGGACGGCGACCGUUCUAAACCUGUGCUGUGCGUUGGUCCUGCUGCCUCUGUGCAAGAAGCUCAACCAGUUACUCUACCGACUACUUUCCAAACUAUGGCCCGGACUCUUCUUUUUUUGGUUGGAGAGAGCAAAGAGUUUCCAUAUGACUGUCGCAAUAACCCUUCUUCUGUUUGCUGUGAUACAUUCCAUGUCGCAUUUCGUAAACCUGUGGAACUUCUCUCGCAACUACGACGAGCAGCGCACGGACAUUAAUUUGGCGCACUACAGGAACGAGAGUCCAUUCCUUCUACUGAUGAGCAUGGCGGGCCUAACUGGGGUUAUGUUGUUAACUAUAGCCAUCUGCAUGGGGCUGACAUCGCUGCGAGUCGUUCGUCGCCGAGUCUAUAAUGCUUUCUGGUAUACGCAUCAGUUGUAUAUACCAUUCAUGGUGUUCCUCAUGAUCCAUCCCUUAAGCGGUGUGUUAAAGGAAGAAGUAUUGAGCGAGCAUCGCACUAGUCUAUUCUCUAGUCAAGUAACAAGUUGGUCGAAUGGUUCCGCACCUCACACCACAAAGUUUAUGCCGAUAAAGUCUAAGACUUGGAUUUGGAUGGCUGUCCCUCUUUUGUGUUUUCUGGUCGAUCUUCUGUGGAGAAUAUUCACGAGGAAUUUGGCAAGAGUUCAGUUGUUAAAUGUAAGUCACAUGCCCGGACGGACUCUGAGUAUAAAUGUGAGUUGCCCGCACGACACAUUCAGCUGCCGCAAGGGGCAGUAUGUGUUACUCCAGUGUAUGGAUGUGUCACUUCUUGAGUGGCAUCCCUUUACCAUCGUGAAGCUGCCGACAGUAAAUCAAAGAGAGUUCGAAGUUUGGAUAAGAGUCAAAGGUGAUUGGACUGAAGCUUUAGAGAGACUGAUCUUGGAGAAGGGAGCAAAUAAUGUUAGGAUGCUAAUUGACGGUCCGUUCUCAAGUCCGAUGGAGGGGGUCAGCAGGAGUGAUGUGGCGUUAUGCGUAGCGGCCGGUGUUGGGAUUACACCGUUUGUGGCCAUCUUACAUGAGAUGUUGAUAAAUCCAAGAAGCACGUUGCCGGGUAGAGUACACUUGCUAUGGAUCGUGAGACAGGAACAGGAAAUAAAAUGGCUGGCGGAUUUAACUCACAAAGUUAUCUCGCAACUGAGACACGCUAAUCGACCGGAUAGACUGCAUAUCGAAUUUUACGUAACGAGCACAAACAAUAAUGAUCCUAACACGACUUACGAUAAAGAUAAAAAUAACAUAGCACAUGUAGUAAUGGUCAAUGAAAAGGGGGUCCUGACUCAUAUCUUAAACAAAAACGAUAAAAACAUGGACGACGAUGAGAAAGUAACACUUUUGACCCCUAACAGAAAACGGAUUGAUGUUGCAAAAGAUAAAAAAGAUGAAUUUAAGGAUAAAAAAGGAUAUGAUAUAGCGAAGGAAUAUCCUUUAGUAGGAUGUCGAGUAAGAAGAGGCAGACCGCACUGGGACCGUGUGUUCGGAUAUUGGGUGCAUUUGUAUCCAGAAAAAAGCCUAAACUUAUAUUGCUGUGGACCAAAGAAAUUAGUGAAAUUAUUAAGAAAUAAAUGCAAAAUUGUAUCGAACGAGACAAAGAACAAGUUCACGUUCAUCCAUGAAGCUUUUUCCUAAAGUAGUUAAUCUAAUUUAUGUAUGACGAUCGUUAAAUUAA